GUACAUGUACUGGACGGACUGGGGCGAGGUUCCUAAGAUCGAGCGAGCGGGGAUGGACGGUACAAGCAGAGCCAUGAUCAUUGAUAAGGAGAUCUACUGGCCCAACGGUCUCACGCUGGACUACAGCCGGGAGAAACUGUACUGGGCGGACGCAAAGUUCAGCUUCAUACACCGCUCCAAUCUGGACGGCACUGGGAGGGAGGUGGUGGUUAAGGGAGACCUCCCUCACCCCUUUGCUCUGACGCUGUACGAGGAGACUCUCUUCUGGACGGACUGGAGCACUCAUUCCAUCCACUCGUGUCAGAAAGAGACCGGGGAGGAUCGGAGGGAGGUCCACUCGGACAUCUUCUCUCCCAUGGACAUACACGUCUACAGCCAGGAGAGACAGCCGCUACUGUCUUCACCGUGCUCCGUGAGGAACGGAGGGUGUUCCCAUCUGUGUCUCCUGUCUCCUGUUACUCCUUACUACCAGUGUGCCUGUCCCACCGGAGUCCAGCUGCUGGAGGACAGCAAGACCUGCAGAGACGGUCCCACUCAGCUCCUCCUCCUGGCCCGGCGGACUGACCUGCGCCGCAUCUCCCUGGAUACGCCCGACUUUACCGACAUCAUCCUCCAGACGGACGACAUCCGCCACGCCAUCGCCAUCGACUACGACCCGGUGGACGGACACAUCUAUUGGACGGACGACGAGGUCAGGGCCAUCAGGAGGUCCUACUUGGACGGUUCUGACGCUCAGUUCAUCGUCACCUCACAGGUGAACCACCCCGACGGCAUCGCGGUGGACUGGAUCGCCCGGAACCUGUACUGGACGGACACGGGAACGGACCGCAUCGAGGUGACACGCCUCAACGGAACCAUGCGGAAGAUCUUGAUAUCAGAGGACCUGGACGAACCACGAGCCAUCGUACUGGAUCCUGUCGCUGGGUACAUGUACUGGACAGACUGGGGCGAGGUUCCUAAGAUAGAGCGUGCGGACCUGGACGGGACGGAGAGGCUGGUGAUGGUCAACACCUCCCUGGGCUGGCCCAAUGGACUGGCGCUGGACUACACGGACCGGAUGAUCUACUGGGGCGACGCCAAGACGGACAAGAUCGAGGUGAUGAGUAUGGACGGUUCAGGCAGGAGGGUCCUAGUAGAAGACAAGCUGCCUCACAUCUUUGGCUUCACUCUGCUGGGGGACUAUGUGUAUUGGACAGACUGGCAGAGACGCAGCAUCGAGAGGGUCCACAAGCACACCACAGAGAGAGAGUUCAUCAUUGACCAGCUACCAGACCUGAUGGGGCUCAAAGCUACAUAUGUACACCAGACCUUCGGUACCAACCUGUGUGCGGAGUCUAAUGGUGGGUGUAGCCACCUCUGCCUGUAUAAGCCGGUGGGCGUCCAGUGUGCCUGUCCCAUUGGUCUGGAGCUGAUAGCUGACCUGUCCACCUGCAUCGUCCCAGAAGCCUUCCUCCUCUUCUCCCGUCACACAGACAUCAGACGCAUCUCCUUGGAAACCAACAACAACGACGUGGCCAUCCCGCUGACCGGGGUUAAAGAGGCGUCCGCGCUCGACUUUGACAUCACCGACAACCGUAUCUACUGGACGGAUAUCACCUUGAAGACGAUCAGUCGUGCGUUUAUGAACGGCAGCUCUCUAGAACACGUGGUGGAGUUUGGCCUGGACUACCCAGAAGGCAUGGCGGUGGACUGGCUGGGGAAGAAUCUGUACUGGGCGGACACGGGGACCAAUCGUAUCGAGGUGGCCAAGCUGGACGGACAGCACAGACAGGUCCUAGUCUGGAAAGAUCUGGACAGCCCUCGAGCCCUGGCACUGGACCCUGCUGAAGGGUUUAUGUACUGGACAGAGUGGGGCGGGAAGCCCAAGAUUGACCGGUCAGCAAUGGACGGGACGGGUCGGGUCACUCUGGUACCCAAUGUGGGCCGAGCCAACGGGCUGACCAUCGACUAUGCCGAGAGACGCCUUUACUGGACGGACCUGGACACCACACUGAUAGAGUCAUCCAACAUGCUGGGUCUGGAGCGUGAGGUUAUAGCAGACGACCUCCCCCACCCCUUUGGUCUGACUCAGUACCAGGACUACAUCUAUUGGACGGACUGGUCUCAGCGCAGCAUCGAACGGGCCAAUAAGACUUCGGGCCAGAACCGGACGGUCAUCCAGGGUCACCUAGACUACGUGAUGGACAUCUUGGUCUUCCACUCGUCACGCCAGGGGGGCUGGAACGCCUGCGCCUCCACCAAUGGGCAAUGCUCACACCUCUGUCUGGCUGUACCAAUCAGCAGCUUCGUCUGCGGAUGCCCCGCCCACUUCUCCCUCAACUAUGACAACAAGACCUGCAGUGCCCCCACGUCCUUCCUCCUGUUCAGUCAGAAGUCGGCCAUUAACCGGAUGGUGAUGGAUGAGCAUCAGUCUCCGGACAUCAUCCUUCCCAUCCACAGUCUGAGGAACGUCAGGGCCGUAGACUACGACCCGCUGGAUAAACAGCUGUACUGGAUCGACUCCAAACAGAACGCCAUCCGCAGAGCGCAGGAGAACGGGAACAUGAGUAUGACGGUGGUGUGGAGCCCAGUGGGCGGUCCUAACCUGGGCCUCCAGCCGUUUGACCUGAGCAUCGACAUCUACAGCCGCUUCAUCUACUGGACCAGCGAGGUCACUAAUGUUAUCAACGUGACGAGGAUCGACGGCCGCCGGGUGGGAGUGGUGCUGAGAGGAGAACACGACAGACCCAGAACCAUCGUGGUCAACCCAGAGCGAGGGUACAUGUACUUCACCAAUCUGCAGGAUCGCAGUCCUAAGAUAGAACGAGCGGCGCUGGACGGGACAGAGAGAGAGGUGCUGUUCUUCAGUGGCUUGGGGAAGCCCGUUGCCCUGGCCGUAGACAAUGAGGUCGGCAAGCUGUUCUGGGCCGACUCCGACCUCCGACGCAUCGAGAGCAGUGACCUAUCAGGAGCCAAUCGUAUAGUGAUUGAGGACUCCAACAUCCUCCAGCCGGUUGGUCUGACGGUGUUUGGUAACCACCUGUACUGGAUCGACCGUCAGCAGCAGAUGAUUGAACGCAUAGACAAGACGACCAGGGAGGGAAGGACCAAGAUCCAGGCUCGCAUCGCCUCUCUCAGCGACAUUCACGCUGUCUACGACCUCGACAUGAGAGAGUACAGUAAGCACCCUUGUACCUGGGACAACGGAGGCUGUUCUCACAUCUGUAUCGUCAAGGGAGACGGAACCACACGCUGCUCCUGUCCUGUUCAUCUGGUCCUGCUGCAGAAUGAACUCUCCUGUGGAGAACCCCCCACCUGUUCCCCAGAACAGUUCUCCUGUGUAUCCGGGGAGGUGGACUGUAUCCCCCACGCGUGGCGGUGUGACGGCUACCCAGAGUGUGACGACAGCAGUGAUGAGGGAGACUGUCCUGUCUGUUCAGAUUCAGAGUUUCAGUGUGACUCCAGACAGUGUGUUGACCUCGGCCUCCGCUGCAACGGGGAGGUCAACUGUCAGGAUCGCUCAGACGAGAACAAAUGUGAAGUGCGUUGCUCCCCAGACCACUUCAGCUGUUCUAGCGGUCAGUGUGUUGGGAAACAUCAGAAAUGUGAUCACUCUACAGACUGCUCUGACAACUCGGACGAGAUGGGCUGCUACCCGACAGAAGAGCCGUCCUCCCAGCCCACCAACACCAUCGGCUCCAUUGUGGGCGUUGUCAUGGCGCUGUUUGUGGUGGGUGCCAUCUACCUGGUGUGCCAGCGUGUCCUCUGUCCCCAGAUGAAGGACGACAGGGAGACGGUAACCAAUGACCUGGUGGUCCACGGGCCCUCUGUUUCUCUGGGUUAUGUACCUCACCCUGCCUCUCUGUCCGGGUCUCUGCCAGGUAUGUCCAGAGGGAAGUCUGUGAUUGGUUCGUUGAGCAUCAUGGGCGGGUCCAGCGGCCCCCCUUACGACCGCGCCCACGUGACCGGAGCCUCCUCCUCAAGCUCCUCCUCCACCAAGGGCACUUACUUCCCCCCGAUCCUGAACCCUCCUCCGUCUCCAGCGACUGUCAGGUCUCAGUAUACCAUGGAGUUUGGCUACUCCUCCAACAGCCCGUCAACACACCGUUCAUACAGUUACCGUCCCUACACCUACAGCCACUUCGCUCCGCCCACAACCCCUUGCUCCACGGACGUCUGCGACAGCGACUACACCCCCGGACGCCGCGCCCCGCCCACCUCUAACUCCGGCGUCGUCAAAGGUUACACCAGCGACCUGAACUACGACUCGGAACCCUUUCCCCCGCCCCCAACGCCCCGCAGCCAAUACCUGUCAACGGAGGAGAACUGUGAGAGCUGCCCCCCCUCCCCUUAUACGGAGCGCUCCUACUCUCACCACCUCUACCCCCCGCCCCCCUCACCCUGCACAGACUCCUCCUGAAACCCCUCGCUGUGUACAGAACAAUUGUUGAUAUUGUGUUUUUAAAAGAGGAGGAGAGACGGAGGAGGGAGGAAGGAGGCGGUUGACGAGGGGGAGGGAUGUACAGAACAUUUGAAAAGAGAAAAACAGGAAGCUCGUUCGGGGUGGUAGAGCGAGCUCCGGGAACAUUUUGUACAUUUUUAAAAAAUAGACAAAAAAUGCAUAUUUAUAUAUUUUCUAUACAGCGUUUACCGUCGCAGAGGUUUGUAUUCAAACAUUUGUACAUUUUUUUUUUAAGAAAACGUUUUAUUAAAAUCAUCACAAACAUGAUAAGUUGCCUUAAAUCCAGAAGAGACAAACAGGUUGUUUUACUGGAGGAACAUUCAGCACGGAGAUGGAACUAUCUGACGCCAAAUAACACGACGUUACAACGCUAGGAACGAGGAGAGGAUGGAGGAUGACGCCCCCUGGAGGCGACAGACAGCUACUGGCCGUUGGAACGAGGAGAGGAUGGAGGGAGGGAGGGGUGAGGCAGGAUGACGCCCCCUGGAGGCGACAGACAGCUACUGGCCGUUGGAACGAGGAGAGGAUGGAGGGAGGGAGGGGUGAGGCAGGAUGACGCCCCCCUGGAGGCGACAGACAGCUACUGGCCGUUGGAACGAGGAGAGGAUGGAGGGAGGGGUGAGGCAGGAUGACGCCCCCCUGGAGGCGACAGACAGCUACUGGCCGUUGGAACGAGGAGAGGAUGGAGGGAGGGAGGGGUGAGGCAGGAUGACGCCCCCCUGGAGGCGACAGACAGCUACUGGCCGUUGGAACGAGGAGAGGAUGGAGGGGUGAGGGAGGGAGGGGUGAGGCAGGAUGACGCCCCCUGGAGGCGACAGACAGCUACUGGCCGUUGGAACGAGGAGAGGAUGGAGGGGUGAGGCAGGAUGACGCCCCCUGGAGGCGACAGACAGCUACUGCACCAUGGCACUCUGCAUCCUGGGCAGCAAUUUUGUAGUGGAUCAGUGAUCGCCGUAGUAACCAGUCAGCUGGUUUCCAUAGUAACAGACAACAAGGUGUACUGAGUGAUUUGAGCUCCUUUUAAUGGUUUCCUGGUUUUCCAGGACUUCCUGUCUGCCUGUCGGCAUGUAUUGCUUCAACUAGGUACUACAUAUUAUACAAGGUCCUUAUCAGUCAUCUAACAGGGUACAUACAGAACCUCUGACCCGACCCAGGACCCCUCAUCACUACCACAACACUCCUAACCCGACCCAGGGCCCCUCAUCACUACCACAACACUCCUGACCCGACCCAGGACCCCUCAUCACUACCACAACACUCCUGACCCGACCCAGGUCCCCUCAUCACUCCUGACCCGACCCAGGGUCCCUCAAUACUACCACAACACUCCUGACCCGACCCAGGGCCCCUCAUCACUCCUGACCCGACCCAGGGCCCCUCAUCACUACCACAACACUCCUGACCCGACCCAGGGCCCCUCAUCACUCCUGACCCGACCCAGGGCCCCUCAUCACUCCUGACCCGACCCACGGCCCUUCAUCACUACCACAACACUCCUGACCCCACCCCGGGCCCCUCAUCACUACCACAUCACUCCUGAACCGACCCAGGGCCCCUCAUCACUCCUGACCCGACCCAGGACCCCUCAUCACUACCACAACACUCCUGACCCGACCCAGGGCCCCUCAUCACUCCUGACCCGACCCAGGGCCCCUCAUCACUACCACAACACUCCUGACCCGACCCAGGGUCCCUCAUCACUACCACAACACUCCUGACCCGACCCAGGGCCCCUCAUCACUACCACAACACUCCUGACCCGACCCAGGUCCCCUCAUCACUCCUGACCCGACCCAGGUCCCCUCAUCACUCCUAACCCG
Molecule: messenger RNA, 6261 nt
Organism: Salvelinus fontinalis (brook trout)
Lineage: Eukaryota; Metazoa; Chordata; Actinopteri; Salmoniformes; Salmonidae
Gene: lrp6
Product: low density lipoprotein receptor-related protein 6
Biological process (GO): chemical synaptic transmission; canonical Wnt signaling pathway; Wnt signaling pathway involved in somitogenesis
Molecular function (GO): Wnt-protein binding; Wnt receptor activity
Source: RefSeq, a predicted model, not a curated record